AUGGCCAUCACUGCCGGAUACAUCAUGCCCGCUGUGCGAUCACUAUCAACUCAAGACUAUACGUAUGGUCUCUCACAAGAGUCAGCCUGCAUGAGGCAAAGUCCAUCAAUACCACAAAAUGAAGUCGACCAUGUGCCAUCAAAGGAAAUCUCAACCGACUCCAAUUUAACUGAACGGGAGCCAUCGGCGGCGACCCGUGCGCCGCCAGAGAUCUUGCUGCAAAUAUUCUCCCUGCUAUCGCCGCGGGAAUUCAAUAGUGCUCGCCACACAUGCUCCCGAUGGAUGCGGGUUAGUCUAAAUGAAAGACUGAUUGGACGCAUGUUGAAAAGUGCCGGAUGGUGGAAUGCAUGGCUACAGGAUCACAGUCAGCCAUGUGUAUCAGGUCGAGACGAAAGCGAUGUCUGGAGAAUGAGUCGACGCCUCACAACCGAAUCGCUGCUCUCCGGAAGAAAAUCGAAAUCGCGACCCAGGGACCGUGCCUUCGUGAAGAGCGCCGUGAUCGACUUCUCGGCUCUUGUGACCACUUCAAGGAAGUCUCGGGCUAUUGCACCUGGGUCGAAAGAGGAAAUCAAAGAAGCGACCUCGACUUUCAGCCCAAGCAGCUGCAGUAAUUAUCUGCUGGUGACGACGGGCUGUAACAUCCAUGUCUUUCGCCUUCUGGGGCGGAGGAUACAGACGAAGUCAGACUCGAGAGAUGCAGACUUGGAACUCAUCACAUGUAUCACUUGCCCCUUCGACGUUGUUGCAACCGCCAUCGACGCAAGCACGCCCAAGCUCACCAUUGCUGCCCUUCUCAGCAACCGGGCCGGCAUGUAUUGCAAAAUAAACCUCUCAUCUUCAAGCCCCAAACUCGAAAUACCACACCUCUUCUACGACAUCUGCAGCGAAGCAACCCCCCCUAAAACAAUAGCCCUAAGCCCAGGCCGAGCCCUCGUCGCCUUCGGCAGCGUCUCCGGCAUCGAACUACACACCCUGCACAAAGAGCGCGAUGAACUCCGCAAACCAUUCACUCUCCCCCAACCCUCCGAAGUGCUGCACUUCCUCCCCAGCACCGCCGAAGCCCCCGACGAGCUCCGUCUCAUCUCAUCUCUCUCCGGCCCACCCCCAAAAUGCAAAUGUCCCCCAACCCAACCAAAAGACCAAUUCCACUUCCUAGCCGACGUGCAAUCCUUCUCCCGCCACCGCAUCCCCCACACUCCAUCCCGCAGCCUCAUCCGCGCAACCCACUGCCACCACUACCGUGCCGUCCCCAUCAACGACGGUCUCCACAUGACCUUCGUCGAACCCCGCUCCAACCUCCUCUGCAUAGGCUCCGACGCGCCCAUCGGCGGCCUAACAAGCCUAACCCGGGCCUUCGUCUGCAUCCCGCCCUUCGCCAGCUCCAAAUCAGAAAACUUCAGGGCCCCGUCUAGCUUCGCCGCAGCAUCGGAUUUACGAUGGGGUCUGCGCGUCGCAGCUGUCUACGCAAAUCGCUUGGUUCUCUACUCCAUUCCAGGGGAUCUCUUCAGUAUUGUCCGCCGUGAACGCGAAAGACAGGUCAAUGGCGUUAUGGGCGAUAGUGAUCUUUCUCGGGAUCUUUGCGCGGAAGCAGGUGCUUAUAUGGAGACGUUGGAUGCGUACCGCUCCACGGCUAUGAGGUGGCCGUUGCAGGUGCGCGGAAGGGAAAUCGGCUUGGUCCAUGGGGCUGUAGAGCUGUCCGUGCAGUGUGAGGGUGGUGGUGUGAGGGUUUGGGCGUUUGGGAAGAGUGGGACGGCGGAGGUGUUUGAUCUUGAUGCGGGGGAUUUGAAGGGAAUGUCUUUCGUGGUUGAUGAGGAUGGGGUGAAGGAGGGGAAAAAGGAAGCAGUGAAGGAUGGUGCUGUGGAGUUGAGUCGGAAGAGGAAAUUUGAGGAAGAUGUUGCUUUUGCUGGGAAGUAUGGGCCUAAGAAGGGGAGGCAUUGUCGGGAUGGGGAUCAUCAUCCUGUGAGGAGGUCGUCGUCGUUUGCGGCUUGUAUUAUUGAUUUCAAGAUGCCUGAUAUGGAUUGA
Messenger RNA from Penicillium olsonii, 2022 nucleotides. The record is from the annotation of a GenBank genome assembly. Lineage: Eukaryota; Fungi; Ascomycota; Eurotiomycetes; Eurotiales; Aspergillaceae.